AUGCCUGCAAAAUUCCUCCGGAGCAUCCUCAUCACUGGUGGAACAUCUGGUCUGGGGUAUCACUGCGCAUUGAACGUUGCUCGGAAGUACCCCGAUUAUCAAAUCAUUAUCGCUUCACGUUCGGAUCCGAACUCUUCUGCCAAUGCUCUAAACAAUGCGCUCAACCAGAAGAAUGUUAGAUUCCUACCGCUAGAUCUCUCUAGUCUUGCGCAGUGGGAAACAAACCAGUUUCCUCCAAUCCAUUCGCUGGUAUUCAAUGCUGCUCUCCAGUUUCCUGGGGAUGUGCAGUACUCCAUAGAUGGUUUCGAAAAGACUUUUGCCAUAAGUCAUAUUGGCCACGCUCUUCUUUUCUCUCUUCUACGCCCUCAUUUAGCGGAUAUGGCGAGAGUGGUCAUUGUCAGCAGUGGAACUCAUGAUCCCGCUCAAAAGAGCGGUAUGCCAGAUGCCUACUACUCAUCCGCAGGAGAGUUAGCUCAUCCCACGGGACAAUCCCUGAAAAACAAUGGCCGUCAGCGUUAUUCCACGACAAAAUUGGUCAAUGUCCUUUACGGUUAUGCGCUUCACCGACGAUUUGAAGCUAUCAAUAAGAAAUCCGGGAAACAUUGGACAGUUGCUGCGUUUGAUCCCGGCUUUAUGCCUGGCACUGGUCUGGCACGCGAUUACUCUGCCCUUCAAAGGUUCUUGUGGUUAAAAGUCUUACCGAAGAUAUUACCUCUUCUUCGCCUCUUGUUAACGCCAAAUACUCACACCGUGGAACAUUCGGGGAAGAUGUUGGCCAGAUUAGUGAUUGAAUCAGAUGAGGAAAUUGGUAGUGGCGCCUAUUAUGAAGGUCCCAAGCGUAUCAAGUCUAGUGACGCGAGUUACGACCAGGACAAACAAGAGUGUGAUGGACGCUCAAGGCCCAGAAACAACUUCAUUUCUAAGCGUAGCAGUAUCGACGAAGAAAACUAA
Talaromyces stipitatus ATCC 10500 is the source of this 951-nucleotide messenger RNA. Its product is annotated as short-chain dehydrogenase, putative. Bases 1 to 951 code for a protein of 316 amino acids. The transcript has 2 exons. NCBI's taxonomy places the organism in Eukaryota, Fungi, Ascomycota, Eurotiomycetes, Eurotiales, Trichocomaceae. The record is from RefSeq and is a predicted model, not a curated record.